AUGGCUGGCAACGGUAACGUCGCCCCCUCGAACCCUAGCCCGGCUCCUAAAAUUCUCUUGUCAAAGCCUGGGCUUGUUUCCUCGAGUCGUGGCAGAGGCGGUGGCGGUGGUGACGAUGACUCGACGGCGCUUCGCUAUCGGCUUCCAUCCAUAGGUUCUCUCAAUCUCAUUUCGGACUCUUGGGAAAUCCAGAUCGAUCGUUUUUUACCAUUUUUGACGGAUAACACCGAGUUCACCGUGGUGGGUGUGAUUGGUCCGACAGGGGUGGGAAAGUCGACCAUUUUGAAUGAAAUUUAUGGCUUUGAUUCUUCUUCACCUGGAAUGCUGCCCCCAUUUGGUGUUCAAACCGAAGAAACAAGGGCGCUAGCUAGACAUUGUACGCUUGGAAUUGAACCCAGAAUUUCGUCGGAAAGGAUUAUACUUCUUGAUACUCAGCCUGUGUUUAGCCCUUCAAUUUUAGCAGAGAUGAUUAGACCUGACGGUUCAUCUACCGUUCCCAUUAUAAGUGGUGAAUCCUUGUCUGCGGAGCUAGCCCAUGAGUUAAUGAGUAUCCAGCUCGGCGUCCUUCUUGCAUCUAUUUGUCACAUACUCAUUGUGGUGUCCGAGGGAGUUCAUGAUGCUAGCAUGUGGCAUCUGAUGUCGACGGUGGAUUUAUUGAAACACGGCAUACCGGAUCCGGCUUCUGUAACACUUUCUCAUCCACAGAGCUAUGACAAAGAGAAAAGCAGCAAUCUAUUGGAGAGCAGAAAUGAAUACAUUGCUUCUCCAAUUUUUGUGCACACAAGGCUUCAAAACCUAGACAAUGUGGUAUUCACUUCUGCUCGAAUGAAGAAGGCACUUGCAACAUACUUCCGCGAUUCUUCAUUUAUAAGAUCAGCAGCAGCCGAAGAAGCAGCAAAAGAUGGUUGCCCUUCCGAGGCCGACGAUGACGAGCUAAAGCUGUUUCUUGUUCCAUUAGAGGCUAAAGAAGGGUCCCCCCGGCUGCAGCACGAAAGCUGUUCUUCUGUUCUAUGGAAGCUGAGAGAUCAGGUUCCAUCCUCCUCCUCCCUCUUUCUCUAUGUAAUUAUCACUACCACCACUACUACUACAUGACUAUGUUUGCAGGUUUUAUCGAUGAGUGUCCCCUCCUUUUCAAGGACUAUUAACGAGCGUGACUGGUUGAAGAAUUCUGUCAAGAUAUGGGACCUCAUCAAGAACUCUCCAAUCAUAGCUGAAUAUUGCUCCACACUUCAAAAUUCUGG
Messenger RNA from Andrographis paniculata, 1241 nucleotides. RefSeq lists its product as uncharacterized. Gene Ontology annotation, biological process: nuclear-transcribed mRNA catabolic process, nonsense-mediated decay. NCBI's taxonomy places the organism in Eukaryota, Viridiplantae, Streptophyta, Magnoliopsida, Lamiales, Acanthaceae. The record is from RefSeq and is a predicted model, not a curated record. The coding region runs from base 1 to 1092 and encodes 363 amino acids. The transcript has 7 exons.